Messenger RNA from Adineta ricciae, 399 nucleotides. The record is from the annotation of a GenBank genome assembly. Lineage: Eukaryota; Metazoa; Rotifera; Eurotatoria; Adinetida; Adinetidae.
AUGCAAAUACUUAAAUAUAAGAUUGAUAAUCAUGCAACUGGAAAAUUAAGAGAAAAUGAAAAAUUAAAUGGUGAACAUGAAACUUAUAUUCUUAGUCAAUCAACAGAAAAUCAUGGAAAACUUGAUUAUUACAUAUUUAAAUGUUUUCAACAGAUUCAAGAAGCAAGUGGAUCCGAUGAACUACUUCUUCAAUUUUGGUUUUAUAGAGCAACAAAACAUGAUUUAAAAAAAUUUGCACAAAAUGAUCCAUGGGUUAAAUCAGGAAUUAUUAAAGAUUGGAAUAUUGAUUUAUUAGUUUAUACAUCUGAUCCUGCAGAUAAAAAUCAAAAUUCUCGAAGAAUUUUCAGAAGAUUAUUAUCAACUUCAAAAACAUUUCUUCAUAUGAAUAUUUCGAACUAA